Akanthomyces muscarius is the source of this 1278-nucleotide messenger RNA. RefSeq lists its product as uncharacterized. The record is from RefSeq and is a predicted model, not a curated record. Bases 1 to 1278 code for a protein of 425 amino acids. The transcript has a single exon. NCBI's taxonomy places the organism in Eukaryota, Fungi, Ascomycota, Sordariomycetes, Hypocreales, Cordycipitaceae.
AUGUCCGUCAUGGCCUCACGCCCGCCCAACAUGCCCGCCGGCGCUGGAGGCUCCAAACGACCGCGCCUCUCCCUCCAGAUCAAGAGCUCGUCGUCGUCGGCGUCUGCUUCCACCACCUCGAACCGUCCCGCCUCGCGCGGCUUCUCCCUCAACCCGUCGGACCCCACGGCCUUCAACACCCUCUCCAACGCCUACGUGACGGCCAUCGAGCGCGCCUCGACGCCCGUCACCUCGCCCGUCGCCGUGCGGGAGCCCCUCACGGCCAUCAACACCUUCCAGGCCAUCUCCCUCUACUCGCCCAUCAGCGCCCGACCUGCCAGCGCGUAUCCCGCGACGCCGCUCUCUGCGCACACAUCGUCGCAGCCAAGCGUCGUGCUGCCGCUGCCGAGCGUCAUGUCGCCUACCCCGCCCUUGUCGGCCGGUGCCGUGGACAGUACCGGCGGCAGCAAGAUCUUUAGCUUCUCCCCGCGAGAUUCCGCCGCUGGUCGCCACUCGCUCGAGCAGGCCCUCCACGCUGCUGCUUCUUCUGCCGCAGCAGCGACGACACCUUCGUCGCCCAUGGCCACGCCACCCAAGCAGCGACCUGCUGUCCGCACCGGUGGCCUCUCUGGCUCGCCACCGCCAUACACACACGCCAAGGCCCUCCGCAGCAUCCUCCGCAACUCGCCUCUGCCCUCGCGACGACCUGCCUCUGCGCCGUCGCCUCGUCCUCGCUUCGCCCCCACGGUGCGCAUCCAGGUGGAAGAAGACUCUGCGCGGCGGCAGCAGCAGCAGCGCGCCGCCAAGCGCGUGUGCUACCACAGCCCCAUUGAGCAGGAAAUCACCACAAACAUGUACACAAAGUCCCACAUUGACCUCCUCGUCGAGGAGGCCACCACCACUACCUCGCCGCGCCAUCUCCCCGUCGACCUCUCGCGGGCCUUUUCCGCCAACGAGAUCCAGGACGGCGGCCAGACGCCCGGCCCGUUUGAGGACGAAAGCAGACGGCUCGGCGCGGCGAUGAGGGCAUCCCCCGGCGAUGCGGCCAGCAAGGGCGCACCAGCGGCGAGGGGGGAAAAGAAGAGGCGCUGGGUGUGGACGAUUGGGAGAGACGCCGACGAGGAGGAGGAUGCGGAUGUGGACGAGGAGCAGCUUGGCGGUGCCGUCGUGGCGGCCGCCCGGGCGGCGGCGGCGGCGGCGGGAGGGACGCAGACGGCGGCGGCGAGGGCGCCGAUGCUGAGCGUGCCGAGACCGAGGAUGAAGCUGGACACCAGAAUGACAGGCGUGGAAAUGUCAUGA